Solanum pennellii is the source of this 1080-nucleotide messenger RNA. RefSeq names its product two-component response regulator ARR14-like. The coding region runs from base 1 to 1080 and encodes 359 amino acids. Lineage: Eukaryota; Viridiplantae; Streptophyta; Magnoliopsida; Solanales; Solanaceae. The transcript is spliced from 5 exons. The record is from RefSeq and is a predicted model, not a curated record. Gene Ontology annotation, biological process: phosphorelay signal transduction system; cytokinin-activated signaling pathway. Gene Ontology annotation, molecular function: DNA binding.
AUGGAGGAACAAAACAAUCAAUUUUUUGAAAUAAUCAGAUGUCUGCUGGUAGAUGUUGAUGUCAGUUGUCUUCUCAUUACUGCAACUUUUCUCAAGAAAUCCAAAUUUGAAGUUGUGACAGUGAAGAGUGCAAAAGAUGCUUUAGGUGUUCUUCGGAGCAGUGGCCUCUCAUUUGCACUUGUGGUUACAGAAGUCCACAUGCCCGAAAUAAAUGGCUUUCAACUACAACAAGAAAUAGCCAAAGAAUUUAACAUUCCUGUUGCUUUUUAUUCAGUCGAUGAAAAAGAAAGUACAAUUAUGAAAGGACUUGAGAGUGGAGUUAUUUUAUUUAUGGGGAAGCCAAUAUCACAAAAUGAUAUUAAUUUUUUAUGGAAAUAUGCUACCAUGGGAAAGAAAAUUUAUAAAGGAAGACAAGUUAUUAAUCGACAGAAUCAAGACGAUACCAAUGAAAGAAUCCCCCAUGAAGUAAUUCAUAUUGAAUCUUCAUCGUCGGACAGUGAGAGGGACAAGUCUGCGAGAAAAUCUGAAGCGAACGAAAGCGAACAGGGUUCGUCUCCACUGUCAAAAAAGACUAGAAUUGUUUGGACAGAUCCCCUCCAUGACAAAUUUGUGGAUGUCGUUUCAAAACUUGGCAUGAAGGAAGCUCAUCCAAGGAAAAUUCUUGACCGCAUGGAUACUCCUGAAUUGACAAGAAUACAUGUGGCAAGUCACUUGCAGAAAUAUCGCAUGGACUUGAAAAAGGACAGUAGAGUCCAACAACCUAUGCCAGAAAAUUCGAAUGUUGUUGAUCAUGUUAUAGAGACUGAUCAUCAAGACUUUCAUUCUAGUAAAAGGGAGAAAGAAUUGGCAAGAAUUUUGUGUCGUCAUAUAAAUAAAAAGUCUCAUAAUAUUGGAUUGGGAGAGGCUCCAGUAGAGCUAUCCACUUUACAACAGAGUUAUGAAAGUACUGGAAAUGGAGGAACUGGUACUACAAUAGAUGACUUUGUUAUGUUGGACAAUGUUUAUUCAACUGAACUUACUUCAAUUAUUUCUGGAAGCCAGCUGAACGUUCAAUCUUCUAAUAUGGUACGUUUUUUUUAA